UUCUGUCCUCCCUUUCCACCACCCACCCGCCCUCCCCCCCCCCCCUUUCUUCCAACAUGGGCGGUCCCCAGGACACCAUGUCGACAUAUGCUCCCUUGGCCCACCACCCGGCCUUUGCGCAGUACGCUCAACCGCAAGCGCCACCAAUGCAGCAGCAGCCGCAGCCGCAGCCGCAGCAACACCAGCUGCCGCAACACCAGGCCAUGUUCAUGCCCAACAUGCACCCGCAGUUCCAGCCCCUCAUGGCCCUGGCCACCGCCGCCAACAUGGCUCCCCAACUCGCCCCGCCAUUCGGCCACCCAGCGCCCAUGGCGAAGGCAGCGCCCACCCCACAGGACGACGCCGCGCACGGCUCCCACGCGCUCAUGCAGCACCUGUGCCACGCCGUCAACACGUCCUCGCAAAUGUCCCACUCUGACUCUGACGACGCGUCCUCCUCCUCCAAGCAACAGCACCACCACCUGCACCAACAGCAGCAGCACCAACAGCAGCAGCGGCAGUCGCCACAUGAGGCGACCGUCGCCUCCUUUCCCGCCACAACCACAACCGCCGCACCGCCAGUCGGGUCGUGGUUCAUGCCGCAAGCUCCUUUCUACUUCCCUGUCUCCCAAGCAAUGCCAGCAGCAUGCUGGGCGCCAACUAUGAUGCCGUCGACCACGUUUGUGUCCAUGGCGCAACACCAGUUCCAGCAACAACAGAUGCAACAACAACAGCAACAACAACAACAGCAACAGCCACAGCAACAGCCAGUGACCGCGCCCUUGUCAGGUUAG
This is a messenger RNA of Salpingoeca rosetta, 773 nucleotides long. RefSeq lists its product as uncharacterized. Lineage: Eukaryota; Choanoflagellata; Craspedida; Salpingoecidae. The transcript is spliced from 2 exons. The record is from RefSeq and is a predicted model, not a curated record. Bases 57 to 773 code for a protein of 238 amino acids.